This is a messenger RNA of Jatropha curcas, 4642 nucleotides long. RefSeq lists its product as uncharacterized. NCBI's taxonomy places the organism in Eukaryota, Viridiplantae, Streptophyta, Magnoliopsida, Malpighiales, Euphorbiaceae. The record is from RefSeq and is a predicted model, not a curated record.
UGCUAAAUGUUACAUUUUGGUCUAUGAAGAUUGAAAGCUUUGUUACAUAAAGAGCUUGACAUCAGGCAGAGAGCAAGGAACCUUCGUUCUAUUCAUCCGUCUCACUCGACCUUCCAAAUUCUGAAGAUGGUAAAAUUGGUGUGAGGUUUAAUUGAGAAGGUUUGUUGGACUCUAAAUUGAAAUGGGCAAGUGGAGAAAUCGUCGACCGCGUAGAUUCUUCUACCAGCGGGAAUAUAAAGAUCCAGCAUCUUCUUACUACGACCAUGAAGAUCCUCCUCCUCCCCAUUCAGGUUUUGUUGAAGAUGGUGUGCCUUCAUGGGAAAAGAGAUUCUGUGAUUUGGUUGGAUCAGUACCAUGGCAGAAGAUUGUGAAUUGUAAGAAGUUUAUGUAUUGCCAUAGUAGUGUAAUCAACUGGAAUGAUUCAGCUGGGGAAGAGGCAUUUCAGAAAGCAAAAGGGCGCUUCUGGGCAGAGAUCAAUGGCCUCCGUUGGGAAAUCUCUCUGCCUGAUCCAGAUAUGUAUGUUGAUGAUAUAAACUGGGAUCCCAAUAUUGAUCCUGACUUGAUAAAGGACUUAGAACAAGCUUUUUUUGCUCCUGAAGAGGGAAAACAGGACAAAAUAGAGCUUGAAAGUGAAAAGACUGGGAACUUCAUGUCUGUUCCUUCAGAAGGAUGGAGCAGGAGUCCAAAUGAAGUUAGAAGUUCUUGGGCAUGUAACAAAAACACAGAAAGUGGUGUUGCAAUGAAAGACAAAGCACAAAGCUGGAGCCAACAGCAUGUUGGUACAAAUAGUCCAAGUAACCUGAAUAAUGAUGAUAAUCCCUGGGAGCAUUUCUCUGCUCAGGAAAAUGAAGCUGCAAAGACCAACACAAGGGGAGGUGGUGGUGAUAAACUACAGGGAUGGAACCACAAUGGAUACCAUGCCAAUCAGUCGAAGGAGUGGAGCAAUAAUAAUUUAAAUAAUGAUGAUAACCCCUGGGAGUGCAGCUAUCCUCAGGGACAUGACGCUACUAAGGGCAACGAAUGGGGAGACUGUAGUGAGAAAUUAUGGGGAAGGAGCCACUGGAGAAACCAAGUCAAUCGGUCAAAGGGUUUGGAUAGUGGUGCCAAUCCUUGGAAGCAAAACAAUCAGGUUUUAGGCCAUGCAAAGAACAAAGCAUGGGGCAAUUUUGAUAAUAUUUCUAGGGGCAAUAAGCAGGAGCUGGGGAAUUCUUGGCAAUGCAACUUUACACAGGGCAGUGAAACUCCAAAAGAUAGAGAAUUGAGAGGUUGGAAACGGUGGGACAACCAUAGCAGAGAGCCAAAAGAUUUGGAAUUUAGACAAAUGGGUGGUGCUUGGGGAACACUGGAUGAUGGUCACCGGAAGAGAGAAGGUACCCAUCAAUAUACAAUAAGCGGUAACAAACAUACAAGGUUUCAAGGGAAUUAUCAUGAAACAAGUCAUCGCUGGAGGGGCGAAGCAACCAACAAGAGGGUAGGUUUUGCAUUUGAGAUCCUCGCAAUGCCACCUCGUAAACCUUACUUCUUCUACGGCCACCGCAAGCCAUCACAAAACCGCCCUGUCGUCCGCGGUGGCCUCUUCUCCAAUCGCCAGACGAUAAAACCACCAACCCUAUCAAAACCCCAAAACCCAAGCUCUCAUUUUGACUUCCAAAAAUGGGACCCUCAAAAUCCAUCACCCUCCAACCCCACAUCUCUAUCCCAAAACCAUUCCCUUUCCUCAGUUUCCCAGCGCCUCUCCCCUAUCUCUCGCUUCAUCCGCGACGCCUUCAGGAUAAACGGCAACCAUUGGGGCCCACCAGUCGUAAAUGAACUACGUAAGCUUCGCCGGGUGACGCCCGACAUUGUAGCCGAAGUUCUGAAAGUCGAAAAUAACCCUCACCUUGCCUCCAAAUUCUUUCACUGGGCUGGUAAGCAAAAAGGGUACCAGCACAAUUUCGCUUCUUACAAUGCUUUUGCUUAUUGUUUGAAUAGAAGCAACUUGUUUCGUUCUGCUGAUCAGUUACCUGAGCUAAUGGAUUCUCAAGGAAAACCACCCACUGAGAAACAGUUUGAAAUUUUGAUUAGAAUGCAUUCUGAUGCGAACAGGGGACUCAGAGUUUUCUAUGUCUAUCAGAAGAUGAAGAAAUUUGGAGUCAAACCCCGUGUUUUCUUGUAUAAUAGAAUUAUGGAUGCUUUAAUUAAAACGGGUCAUUUAGAUUUGGCGCUAUCAGUGUACGAGGAUUUUAAGAGUGAUGGAUUAGUGGAAGACAGUGUUACAUAUAUGAUGUUGGCAAAGGGAUUGUGUAAGGUUGGCAGGAUAGAAGAAGCGAUGGAGAUUUUGGGUAGAAUGAGGACGAAUUUGUGCAAACCGGAUGUUUUUGCAUACACAGCAAUGAUUAGGGUGUUGGUUGGAGAAGGGAAUUUGGAUGGAAGUUUGCAGGUUUGGGAGGAGAUGAAGAGAGAUGGUGUGGAUCCAGAUGUGAUGGCUUACGUGACUUUAGUUACGGGGUUGUGUAAAGGAGGGAGGGUAGUAAAAGGGUAUGAGUUGUUUAAGGAGAUGAAAAAGAAAGGGAUUUUGAUUGAUAGGGCAGUUUAUGGAUUGCUGAUUGAUGCAUUCGUGGAGGAUGGAAAGGUUGGAUCAGCUUGUGAUUUGUUGAAGGAUUUGAUGGAUUCUGGGUAUAGGGCUGAUUUGGGAAUUUAUAAUUCACUUAUUCAAGGUCUGUGCAAUGUGAAGCAGGUCGAUAAGGCUCAUAAACUUUUUAAGUUUUUGGUUCAUGAGGGUCUUGAACCAGACUUUAAUACCGUGAAUCCCAUGUUAGUGUUUUAUUCAGAGACAAAAAGGAUGAAUGAUUUUUGCAAUCUGCUUGUGCAGAUGGACAAGUUGGGAUUUUCUCUUAUUGAUGAUAUUUCCAAAUUCUUCUCAUUUUUGGUCGGGGAGGAAAGAACUAUGAUGGCGUUGGAAGUGUUUGAGGACUUAAAACUGAAAGGUUAUAAUAGUGUUCAAAUCUACAAUAUUCUUAUGGAGGCUUUUCUCAAGAUUGGGGAGGUGAAUAAGGCAUUAUCGCUUUUUAGUGAAAUGAAGGAUUUGAAUUUUGAACCUGACUCAACUACUUACAGCAUUGCAGUUAUGUGUUUUGUAGAAGAUGGAAAUAUCCAACAGGCAUGCGUGUGUCAUAAUAAAAUAAUUGAGAUGUCUUGUGUCCCUAGCAUUCCUGCCUAUUGCUCACUUGCAAAAGGGCUUUGUGAUAUUGGAGAGAUUGAUGAAGCCAUGAUGCUAGUUCGUGACUGCUUAGGCAAUGUUACAAGUGGGCCAAUGGAGUUCAAAUAUACUCUUACAAUUCUUCAUGUGUGCAGAUCAGGUGAUGCUGAUAAAGUGAUUGAAGUGCUGAAUGAGAUGAUGCAGGAGGGUUGUCCUCCCAAUGAGGUGGUAUACUGUGCUAUCAUCUCUGGCAUGUGUAAGCAUGGGACUUUAGAAGAGGCAAGGAAGGUUUUUACAAGUAUGAGAGAGCGCAAACUUUUGACAGAAGCCAAGACAAUUGUUUAUGAUGAAAUAUUAAUUGAACACAUGAAGAAGAAGACAGCAGACUUGGUUCUCUCAGGAUUGAAGUUUUUUGGUCUGGAAUCAAAAUUGAAAGCAAAGGGAUGUACACUUCUGUCAAGUUGAACAGGUACAUCGUUACUAUUAUCUACCACUUGAGAGAAUGCAACAUGUAAUUUCAAGAUGUACCUAAUUCCUACGCUUCUGUCAAGAAGUACACUGCCAGUGACUACCAUUUGAGAGAGCAAUCUGUAAUUUUUCAUUUGCUGUAGAUAUUAUUCGAAUCCAGCAAAUAAAUAUCUGAAGCGUUGUCACAGGAGUGAAGUGCAGAUUUCCUGCAGGAUUGUGAUCCAGUUUUCCCAUGUAUGUAACAAUAUGGUCAGUAUAAAUCUGAUUCAGUCUGGUGACCAGGAGUAUUGUUCUAGCUUACUUGAUCUCCAUGCAUCUCAUAACACCUAUUCAAAUAGGUCAGUUGGAUAAUAGAGCCACUCUGAGAUAACUAUAUGGUAUUGUGCCCGGCAGUGACGAGCUUCAAGUUGGGAGAUGCAUUUUUUACUGCAUAUGGGGAGGCCAGACAGUAGAAAGCAAACCAAUUUAGGGUAGAUGUUGUGAUUUUGGGCUUCAGGACACCAUUAGAUCAGACUAAUUUUCACCCAUACCAUUGCUCAUUCCAAAGUUUCUGGUCUUGCCAUGGAUUCCAACUAUUACGUUGUUUGUUUAGGAACAUUGAAUGCAUUCUGCAGCCCAAAGGGGAGAAGGCGAAGCCACUGAAGUUUUGCUUGAUUAUAAUAAAUUUAUUGCUGAUAGUGGAGAUAACCAAGGAAAUAAAAGGAACAUAAGAAGUCCAUCUCUCUGGUCGAGGGUGCUCUUUGAUUUUCUUAUUUAUGUAGUUUGUCUGCUUGUUUUACCUGAUGCAUCGAAUCCACUAAUGAAUGAGCACAGGAGAACUCAAGUUAUACCUAAAUAUGAUGGCUAGCUGGUUCUACGACUCCCUUUCUCCUACUAAUGUUUUAUUCUCAGAAUUUUUCUUGGCGUUUCACUUGUUUAAACGGUAUUUCAGAGCAGGCAUUCAUGUAUGAUUCAAUGUAAUUUGUAGUACAUAAAGGAAAUAGCUUUUUAAAAGAA